CUAUUAUUAAUUUAUGCAUUACUGUCAUCAUUACCGAACACAAUGGAUAAACUCAUACACAUACAUUCUAAUUUGUUAGUUGUGUCUGUCUGUUUAUCCAUCAAUCUAUCUAUCUAUCUAUUUACUUAUUCAUCCAUUCAUCAUUAGAUCCACGUGCCCGUUUACCUUAUUAAAUCAAAAGAAGAAAAAAAAAGAUAACAAUUUUAAAUAACUUCAGUGAAGUAGUCGAAGUGUUCAAUUGGAAUUAUAUCAUGAGUAAUCAUCAGGAUAAUGCAAAAAUCAAAUCAACCGAUAUGCCAGAAUCUAUGCAAUCUAUAGCUGUUGAUUGUUGUGCAGCAGCAUGUGAACGUUUUACAGAUGAUAGAGAUAUAGCUAAAUAUAUUAAACAAGAAUUUGAUAAACGUUAUGGUGGAACAUGGCAAUGUGUAGUUGGAAAACGUUUUGGUUGUUACGUUUCACAUACAGAAAACUGCUUUAUUUAUUUUCAUCUGUACUUAAAUGCAGUACUAUUAUUCCAAGCAGUUCCAUAAGAACCUCAACUUCAAUAAUAAGAACAAUGAUAAUCCAGCUGAAACCAGAAAAUAUCCAAUUUAUGAUUUUAUCCACAGUUAGAUGUUUGUCUACAGACAGUUAAUAACUAUUCAAUUGUUAAUGUGUGAAACAAAAGUCUCAUCUAAUCACAAUUACAGUUUACUUGUUUUUUUGAAUUGUUGACGCCCAUUUUAGUUUUAUAAAUUACUUUUAUAGUGUAUAAAGACUUGUAGCCACUGAAACGUCAUCGCAUAUACACAAGUGCAUACUUCUAAACGGACAGUUUGUUGUCUCAUUAUCGUCAUUUGACUUGUAAAUCCACUUUCAUUUUUUUUAGAAACUCACUUUAGUCUUGGGAGGUUAGCCUUUAAUGUUCUUCUACUUAUAAAAAGCGGUCGGUAAUAUCUAAUAGACGACCCCAUAUAUAAAUGAUUACGUAAUCACGUCUGACACUUAUUAUCCAAUGUUUUCUUUUUUUCCUAUUACUUCUAUUUAUCAAUCAAUAAUUAAUUUGUCCUUUAAGACGAUUUCUUCAAGUUGUACUAGUGUCUCAGUACAAUUUUGUUGCUGUUUUCUUACUGACUCAUCUCUUUUGUUUUUACCUCUAUUGGGAUUAGUAAUGAAAAAAAAUGUCUAUAUAUACAUAUAUACUGUGAGAAAAAAUACAUGUUGGUAACUGUUUAUAUAUGGAUACAUUCUCAUUGAUUGUGAUAUAUUUCCUUCUCAUUUUAUAUUCAUAAAAAUCUCACUUGAUAACUGAACUAUUGUGUCUUGUAUUUAGUUUCACCUGUUAUAUCGUUUGCUAUUGGGUUAAAUAAGUUGACUUAUUGUAUUAUAAUCACUAGUGAACUAUUGUAUUAUUUAUGAGAUAACUGUUUUAUUACAAUCGAACUGUGAUAAUUCACAUGUAAUAAAAUGUUAUUUCGGCCA
This is a messenger RNA of Schistosoma intercalatum, 1461 nucleotides long. The record is from the annotation of a GenBank genome assembly. NCBI's taxonomy places the organism in Eukaryota, Metazoa, Platyhelminthes, Trematoda, Strigeidida, Schistosomatidae.